AGCCGGAACCUUCAAAAGGCCCAGGCCGUAAAACUUGCGGCAGGAGUCCACGGCGUCGGAACGGGGGCUAAACCCUCUGGUGUCGGCAAUCAGAUCGUUCAGAACAUGCGAGACAGGCAGCAGAUGCAGUCGCAGGUCAGGUUCUCGGUUUCGAUGUCUAUGGAGACCUCAAAGAAUGAUAAUCGACGGGGGGAAACGGUCUUCCGCCAGGUCAAGGCGGUCAGCUUUGGGUACACUUGUCAAGAAACCAAUACAAUGGACAAUGUUCAACACGAAAUUAUUCAGCAAGCGCAGUCUUACCACCAGAAGUCAUUCAAGAAUGAGGGCGCCGUCAAGUUCUACAUGCAGCAUGUUACUUGGUACAUCGUUCCUACUGCUACCAGUACAAAGAUGGAGCGCAUCGCCCUCGAUUUAUUGACGGGAGAAAUCACGGCUAUUGAAUUUCUUCGGAGGUGUCACCUGAAUCGCUCAAUCACGGCGAAGCAAAAGGACGAGAAGAAGGCUGAUCUUCGUCUCACUGUUUCAGAGAGCGUCUUAUUUCCCACUUUAGAUCCCAACCUCUUACUUUCAGCCGCCAAAUCUGCGGCCCGAGUGUCUGAAACUUCUUGCCGACGUGACACAGCCGCUUUGACAGCGCAGACUUCCAGCUCCGAAGCUCAGGGAUCCUUUCCACCCCGCUCCAAUUCGCUGAAGAGUGGCAGCAGCAGUGGUCGCCGCCGUAGCGGAUACGUGACUCGACAGCAGACUGGUCCGGUUGUACCUCCGGCGCUGCUGCCUCCCCGAUUCAGUCGCGAGCCGUUGCUUGCUCUACAAAAAUUUCGCAUCUUCAUCCCAGAGGGCGAAAAUCGGAACAUGAGGUUUCGUUUGGGCGUGGACGUCCACGACAUGUACAUUGCUGACGAUUGGGAGACGGGUGUUGAGCUGCAAGCCCAGAAGCGGCCGUUUCAGAGUACGGGCUUUCUUGGUAGAGGGUCCACCAAGGUUGGCGUCUACGGACGCUUGGAGCGUCGGGAGUUUGCAAUCACUCAGAUGCUCGACAAAUCGUAUACACCUGAGCAGCAGCUAGCAAUCUUAGAAGAAGAAUUUCGUGUCCUGCACUUUGCGGAGUUUGCUCGUAAGGAGUUUGAGCGAUACGCAGAUGAGGAUGAGGUCAAUAUAGCUGCUUUCAAGUUCAAUGUCGAGGACUCAUUCAUCGGAGAGUUUGCCUUGGAUCCCGAUGACGAAUUGGUCAAUCAGCCGCUCCCUCAUAAGCAUUUUAUCGCUACCAGACUUCUCCCGUGCAGCGCUGCCGAUGAACCUGUUAAGAAGUUCACGGGGAAUGAUGACUGUGGACCCCCUCCUGGUCCGCGCGACCUUCUCACUGCAACAAUCCAUGCUUUUAGUCAUUUCUGUGUUGUCUACACACUUCAUGACGUGGCCGUUUGCGAUCUACAAGGUUCUGAUUACGGGUCAGGCCUUGAAUCUUAUUAUGCUUAUAUUCCACAUGUAGGGAUGCAUGAUGAAUCGGGCACUCCAGUACUUUUUGAUCCUCAAAUGCAUACGUCUCAGCCCGAAGCAUCUUACCGGAUCUUCUGGGAUAAAGGACCACGCACGGUCAAAUCCUUCCUCCAGCAUCAUCUGAGAUUCUGUGCAGAAAAUGUGGUGUGCUCGCAGAUGCGAAUCCAGGAGAUGGAAUUCGAGCCUGCCCUGCCUCAAGUGGAUCAGGGAUCAAAGAUACCGCCUUUGUCACCCAAGACGCCUCCGCCCGACCAGCGGCAUCACCCCCACCCCAAGUCAGCAUCACCGGUUCAGCGUAAGCGGAUGAGGCCAAUGGAUGUGGGGUCUUUACUUUUGUAGACAUACAUACUCGAGCUUCAAAAGUUGCGAAACAUGUACAUAGUGGAUCUUGCAACUACUAAGCCGGAGCGAACAGCAAGGGCAACAUCUGACCAAAUACUA
This is a messenger RNA of Mycena citricolor, 1938 nucleotides long. Lineage: Eukaryota; Fungi; Basidiomycota; Agaricomycetes; Agaricales; Mycenaceae. The record is from the annotation of a GenBank genome assembly.